Messenger RNA from Colletotrichum spaethianum, 795 nucleotides. RefSeq lists its product as uncharacterized. Lineage: Eukaryota; Fungi; Ascomycota; Sordariomycetes; Glomerellales; Glomerellaceae. The record is from RefSeq and is a predicted model, not a curated record. Bases 1 to 795 code for a protein of 264 amino acids. The transcript is spliced from 2 exons.
AUGACGACCCGCGUCCUUCGACGGAAUAUCAAGAUCCUCGUGAUCAACCCCAAUUCGUCAGAGGAUAUGACGAGGGGCAUGGAGAGGGCCAUACAGGCAAUGCCCUUGCAGGAUUCCCUCGAGAUCCACACAUACACAGCACCGUCCGAAAGCCCAGCGAGCAUCAACGACGACGCUGACAUCCAACUGAGCACCGAGGUUGUGGUCAGGGACCUCGUCAACAGCGGCAAGCUUGAUCAAUACGAUGGCGUCCUCGUCGCAUGCUACAGCGUUCAUACGCUUGUCGAGAAGCUCUCUCGCCAGUUCCACUCGUCUCUCGCCGUCACCGGCAUCUUUGAAGCAAGUAUCCUCACCGCGACAGCGCUCUUGCCUCAUAGCUCAACCGCCUCGUACCUCUCAUCAAAAUGGGGCGUCGUCACUACGGGCGAGUUCUGGGAGAAGCACCUGAGCCAAGGAGUCAAGAGUUAUCUGGGCCAGAGAGAGCAGGCAGAGAACGUCAAGUUCGGCGGGGUCACGUCGACUGGCCUGACGGCCGGAGACUUCCACCACAUCAGCCCGGCAGAAGUGAGGAGCAAGCUCGAGCAAGCCACCAAGAAGCUUCUCGGCAGCGGAGACGUGCGCUGCGUCGUCAUGGGAUGCGCUGGCAUGGCGGGAUUGGAGGACAUCAUCCGCAACUCGGCUACCGACGUUUACGGCGAGAACAAGGGCAGACAGGUCUUCAUCGUCGACGGUGUCAGGGCCGGCAUCUUGCAGUUGGAGCAAACGGUCAGAAGCAGACGACUGUUCCAGAUUUAA